AUUUUUAAAUAAUCUAUUUGGAGUGGGGUUAUUGACAGAUUCUUUCCUUAAACUCAACAUUGUUUCCUGACGCUCAUCUGAAAGAAGCUUUUGAAGAGCUGCGUUUUUGAGUUUGCAGUAAAGAAAACAUGUUUCUAUUUAUUUUUGUGUUUCUGAUCUUAGGAGACACGAAGACACACACAUUCCAGAUGAUGGCAGCUCACGGAAAACCUUGUGAUGAGACAGAGGCAACAUUUUGCAUGAAUGGAGGAACAUGCUAUAAAAUCCCUUCAAUGGAUACACUGUCCUGUGUGUGCAAUGACAACUUCAAAGGCAGCAGAUGCGAGCACUUCACGCUCCAGAGCUCCUCUCCUGAUCCAAAUGAGGCAGGGUUAAUUGCAGCUGUGGUCAUCGUAGUCAUCCUCAUAAUAGCAGUUCUGGUGGCAGUUAUCUACCAAGUGUACAGGAUGAAAACCAGGAACCAGAACCAACAGAACAAUCCACCAGAGUACUGGAAAGUAAAAUCUAAUUAUGAUCCCUCCUCCAGGUGAACACUGGCUCACCAUAUUUGAUACUAUAUUAUUGCAUGUGUUGGAUGUCAUGAAGGAAUGAUAACUCUUAAAGUCUUGUUGGACCUGGUGGCAUUUUGGAUAUAAUUUUAAAUAAGCAACAGUGAAAACCUGAUGAACCGAUCUUUGAUAAGCCAAGAUAAAGAAAUUCUAAAGAUUUCUGGAAUUCAUGUGUUUAGGUACAACGAGGCAUAAAAUGCAAACAGGAUGUAAAACUAGUUUGUUGGAGUGGGAACUUAAAUUCCCUAUGAAAUUGGAUCUUGUUUAAAAUUACAUUUCAGUGUAUUUGUCUCAGAUGUAUUUAGAAAGUAUAGAUGAACAAUGUAAAGAAAAACAUGUGAAAUGUCUGGUGUUAGUGGAAUCUUGAACACUGUAACAAUUAAUGGAUAUUCUGAAUAUUGUAGUAAAUGAAUCUUGUUAUUUUGA
Molecule: messenger RNA, 974 nt
Organism: Melanotaenia boesemani (Boeseman's rainbowfish)
Lineage: Eukaryota; Metazoa; Chordata; Actinopteri; Atheriniformes; Melanotaeniidae
Product: pro-neuregulin-4, membrane-bound isoform-like
Exons: 4
Coding region: 129-530 (133 amino acids)
Biological process (GO): positive regulation of mitotic nuclear division; epidermal growth factor receptor signaling pathway; positive regulation of cell population proliferation
Source: RefSeq, a predicted model, not a curated record